This is a messenger RNA of Hypomesus transpacificus, 1721 nucleotides long. RefSeq names its product nuclear factor 7, ovary-like. The coding region runs from base 118 to 1563 and encodes 481 amino acids. The transcript is spliced from 8 exons. The record is from RefSeq and is a predicted model, not a curated record. Lineage: Eukaryota; Metazoa; Chordata; Actinopteri; Osmeriformes; Osmeridae. Gene Ontology annotation, molecular function: protein binding; zinc ion binding.
AGACAGUACCCUUACGUUAGCCCCGCCUACAUAGGAAGUAGCUAUGCACCUUGCUAUCUGUAGGUCUAUGCUUGCUACACGGGAGCGGUGUCCUGGAGUGGGAAGACGGAACACAAUAUGGCAGACAAAUCACAGCUGGCGGUCAUGUUAACAUGCUCGGUGUGCCAAGACAUAUUCAAGGACCCUCGCCAGUUGCCCUGUGGGCACAGCUUUUGCAUGGCGUGUCUGGAAAGUUUGAUUGACUUUACAUCAGAUGUGCCUUUCCGAUGUCCAGACUGCAGGACCUACUUUGGGUCCGUCAUAGGUGUUCAGAAGAGCUAUGCACUAGCUUGCAUUUCAGAGGACCACAGAGAGAAUAAUAAGGCCAAGCAGAAGGAGAGUGUAUUCUGUGACUGUUGCCCCGAGAAGAUGGAGCCAGCAAUAAAGUCAUGUCUGAAGUGUGAGGUCUCGCUAUGUAAGGAGCAUCUCCAGCCUCACCUGGAGUGCCAGGCUUUCCUGGGCCACACUUUGGUCCCUCCUCUGGGGAACCUGAGUAGCAGAAGGUGUCUGGAUCACAAAGGCCAGGUUCUCAAGUACUACUGCUCUGUGUCCAAGACCUAUGUCUGCAACAUCUGUGCCUUAGAAAGGAACCAGAGGAACCUGGCUGAGGAAAGCUCCACUGUUCUGGAGAGAACACUUACGGACCUUAUGAACCAACAAUAUAACAGUGUGAAGCAAACAGUGGAGAACUGCAAGGAAUCUGUUAUAAAGAUUAAAGAAGAAAUCCGACAAGAGCUAACAACCCACUCUAAAGACUUGUGGAUCAACCUUGUCACUGUGUUGUUGCUGGGUCUCUGGUUCAUCUCUGUAUACUAUGCACACAGCUUAUCUGUGGACAAUCAGAUCCUCCAAGACAAAUUGGAAAAGCAGCAGUCUCAGUUACAUGACAUGUACAACAUGUUUGCAGAACAAAUGACCACAGAGAAGUCUUUGAACAGUCCAUCACACGGCCAAAGGAACGGUGACAACGUAGGCGACUUACAUGUUGUAAGUCUGAACGUUGACUCGGCCAGUGCUUAUCUCAAAGUGUCACCGGACCUCCUGUCAGUAAAGAGAGUGCAGACCAAACUGCCCCAUCCCAGCCACCCGGCUCGCUUUGAAGAAGUCCCCCAGGUGCUCUCCAGCCAGUGUGUUUCCUCAGGGAGGCACGUGUGGGAGGUUGAGGUGGAGGGCUACUGGGACAUCGCCGUGUCCUACGCUAGCAUCCAGCGCAAGGGGAGAGGGAAAGAUGGCGCAGCCUUUGGCGUUAACGCAAAGUCCUGGAGCCUUAUGCGAAACGACAUUGGCCAGCUGUUUGCUUACCACAACAACAGUAAAAAGAUCCUCAACAAAACGUUGAACCACAAGAAAGUGGCAGUUGUGGUGGACUUUGGGAAGGACAUCAUCUCUUUCUUGGAAGUGGGUGCCACAAACAACCAGCUGCAUGAGUUCAAAGCUCAGCUGACUGAGCCUGUGUGUCUGGGUAUCGGCCUAUACCGUGUAGACCCUCACAGCAGAGUCUCCAUCAUUACUGCUGAAGACUAAACAGAGCAGUCCACUCUGCCUAUCGGUUUAGGUGUAUUUAAACAAGGCAGACAUACAGAACUAUUUCCUGUCUGUUAGAUGGAAGAUGGGUUUUGAUUUCAGUGUGUAAUGCAUCCAUAUUGUGUUUCUCAGGGACAAUACACGGGUCUUUUACUGUU